CGCGCGUGGUAUUUGCCUGUUUUCAUUCCUCCCAUCCUGACGGGCAACUCAAGCCGAUUAUCCUCGCGAUAGAUUUAUAAAUCAUAAAGCCAGUACAGUCGCGCGAGAGAUUAUAUUUUGGCAAUUACUGCUUGCGUCAUCGAUUAAUUGUGUUUUAGUGAAUGAGUGCCAUAAAGCAGCGGUCAACAAUGGACCAAGGAAGUCCGGAAGGCAUCUGGCAUCGGCGGAACAAUUUUGCAAGGAGAGCGAAUCUUUUUCGCGAUUCAUAUUCGCGCGGGUCAUCCUGUGCCAAGAUCCACGACGUCGACAGUGCGGCUCCAGGUGGCGUGCCGCUUGGAUCGAACUCCACGUCGCCGCAACGUCGUCGGCUCGAAAGUGCGUGUUCUCCCCUCCUGCCCCGCUAUCCCGCGGAUCUAUCGGAGUCACUGGUUGUCAAGCGACGUGUCGUGCGCGUGAUUAUCGCAAAUUGUCAAACAUCAAUUUGCACACACUCCUCUCAAUUCGAUUCACAGACGGAACUGCGAUCCACCCCGUGAUUGAUCUCGCACGAUGAUCAGCACAAGAUAAAAAAUACAAAACAAGAACGCACGUAUUGCUCACGUCAAGACGACCAGACAAAUAACGAGGAACGACGAUAAAUAAACGCGUUGUCUCUGGUCUUUGCGCAGCGGAAGAGGGAGAAGUUUUAGAAGGUCGAAAAGGAGCAAGUUGCGAAAGGGUGAGCCAGCCAUGUCGCACGCACGCCUGCGGAACGCCGUGAUCGCCGGCGGAUGGCCGACGAGGACGAUAACGAGCGCGACGACGACGACGACGAGACCGGCUGCCGCCGGGAGCGGUGGCGGGGCGCUGAUUGGUCGUGAAGUAGGGACGGCGCCGCCGGGGGCGGCGGUGUCCUCCGCAUCCAUGCUGUUCCAGCCGGUUAUUCCGUGUCGAGGCAUGGCGGCGAGCGCAGCGGCGGGCCCGUGCGGCAAAGUCCUCACCGAGGACAAUGUCUUCGUGAACCUGCGCAAGAUGGAGUACGCGGUUCGCGGCCCGCUGCUCAUCCGGGCAUUGGAGAUCGAGAAGGAGCUGCAAAAGGGUGCUAAAAAACCGUUCAAAGAGGUGAUCAAGGCCAACGUGGGUGACGCCCAUGCGAUGGGCCAGCAACCGAUAACGUUUCUACGUCAAGUAUUGACCCUGACAGUCUCACCGAAUUUACUGGAUGAUCCGAGCUAUCCGGAAGACGCGAAGGCUCGCGCCCGCAUGGUACUCGAGGGCUGCAAGGGCGGUAGUGUGGGCUCGUACUCGGAAUCGGCUGGCAUCGAGGUGGUCCGCAAGCACGUCGCGCGAUACAUCCAGGAACGCGACGGCGGCAUUCCCUGCGACUAUCACAAUAUUAUCCUCUCCAACGGCGCUUCCGACGGCAUCAAGUCAUUUCUGAAAUUGUUCAACGAGAAAAUCGACAACAAACCGUCAGGCGUGCUGAUCCCGAUUCCGCAGUACCCGUUGUACUCGGCAACCCUGGCGGAGUUCGGUCUCGCGCCGAUUGGAUACUAUCUCGACGAGGACAACAAGUGGUCGCUGGAGGUCGGCGAGUUGGAACGCGCGCUGAACGAAAUCAAGGGCACAUGCAAUCCGCGAGUGUUGGUGGUGAUCAAUCCCGGUAAUCCGACCGGCCAGGUGCUGACUCGCGCCAACAUUGAGAACGUCAUUCGCUUCGCCCAUAAGAACCACCUGUUUCUACUCGCCGACGAAGUUUACCAGGAUAAUAUAUACGACAAGGACAGCGCGUUCCAUUCCUUCAAAAAGGUCAUGACGGAGAUGGGCGAGCCGUACUCGAAGAUGGAGCUUGCAUCCUUCAUGUCCAUCUCGAAAGGAUACAUGGGCGAGUGCGGGAUUCGCGGUGGCUACGGCGAGCUCAUUAACAUGGAUUCGGAGGUGAUGAAGGUACUGCUGAAAUCGAUCUCCGCGAUGUUGUGUCCGACGGUGCUCGGCCAGGUGGUGAUGGACGUCGUGGUGAAUCCGCCGCAGCCGAACGAGCCGUCGUACGAGCUAUUUCAGAAGGAAAAGAAAGAAACACUGCGCUCCUUGGCGGAGAGAUCGCAGCUCGUCGUCGACACACUCAACAGUAUUCCUGGAUAUAAAGCGAAUCCACCGAUGGGCGCGAUGUACGUGUUCCCGCGCUUCGAGCUGCCGCCGAAGGCGAUCGAGGACGCGCGGGCGAAGGGUCAGGAGCCAGACGUCCUUUAUGCGUUCAAGCUGCUGGAGAGCACCGGGAUCUGCGUGAUCCCGGGCUCGGGCUUUGGCCAGAGGCCCGGCACGUUCCACUUUCGAACAACGAUACUGCCGCAGAAGGAUAAGAUUAAGUCGAUGCUCGAGGCGUUGAAACAGUUCCAUAUUAAAUUUCUCAAAGAGUACAGCUAAAUCUGCUCGAAAUAAACUGCCGAUUGCGAGAACAUCGAAACAGAAUGGAUCGAGAUGAAAGAAAAAGACCGCCUAGGAUUUGUGCAUAUCUGUACGCGCGGACCAACUUCUCCGCUUUGAGCGCGCGCCACAAGAAUGUGAAAUAUUUUUAAUACAAUUAACGACUAGCUAUCCAGAGUCGCUUACAUGUUGCUGUCGAGUUCUAUAGAAGUUGUGACGAAACUCGAAAUUUGUUGUACGUAAAUGUAAAUUAUUGCUGGAGAAAAUAUGUGUACAUAUUUCUAAUUGUUAUAUUGACAACAGUCAAUAGUAUAAUCAAAAACAAAUUGAAUAAUGUGUUAUAUAGAAAUUAAAAUUGAAUGAGAGACAGAGAAA
Molecule: messenger RNA, 2778 nt
Organism: Linepithema humile (Argentine ant)
Lineage: Eukaryota; Metazoa; Arthropoda; Insecta; Hymenoptera; Formicidae
Product: alanine aminotransferase 1
Biological process (GO): biosynthetic process
Molecular function (GO): L-alanine:2-oxoglutarate transaminase activity; pyridoxal phosphate binding
Source: RefSeq, a predicted model, not a curated record